ACAGGCGUCCGGUUCCAGUCUCAGAAUUGUAACUCUCCCGCAGGACAUCAGAAAACCCCGAAACAGUAUCCAUUCCCAUUUUUUGUCAAAUGAAAAGCCUAUUUUUCCACCAAUGUACAUGCUCUUAUUACUAAUUUUUUUUUUUUUUUUUUUUUUUUUGACGAAACUUAUUACUAACUAUCUCCCCACACAUAAAAAAAAAAAAAAAAAAAAGAAAAAAGUAGAAGGGCAUUUGAGUAUAAUCCACAAAAAAAAAAUAAAAAUAAAAAAAAAUAAAAAUAAAAAUUCAAAAAUUUAAACACAAACUUUCUAACGGAUACAACCCACAGAAAAAUCAAAAACUCAUUUCUCAACGGUCAUAUUUCUUUUCCUUUCACAAAACAAACGCUCUCUCUCUCCUACUUCUUCUUCUUCUUCAAAAUUCGAAUCAAAAAUUCAAAAAACUCAUCUUCUCUCUUUCUCUCUCUAACUCUGCUUCUCUCUCUAACACGAAACUCAUUCUACUUUCUACCUUCAAUCUUCAAAUUGGGCAAUAAUGUCGAUGACUUCAGUAAGAAAUCUGCUCAACAAAUCUCUUUCUUCUUCAAAACGCCAAUCAAACUUAAAGAAAUCGCCAUUAUCAACUUCGAAAUCACAUACUUUUGCUGACGAAAAUGCAGCUCCAAUUGAUCCCAAUAUUCAAUCAAUUGAACCCCAAUUUCCCCUUUCAUCAAACCCUAAAAAAUCACCCUCUAAGCUCUCGAUUUCUCGCUCCAAAGUUCUUGAAUCUUCUAGAUCAGACCCAAUUGUAGAACAUUCUACUUCCCCUGAUCCCCCAGUUAAGGUGGUGGUGAGAAUUAGACCCAAGACUGUUAAUGAAAAAUUGGGCGAUCCGACAAUUAGGAAGAUUUCUGAGGAUUCGGUGUCGAUUGGUGACCGGGAAUUUGAUUUUAAUUCGGUUCUUGACUCGAAUACUAAGCAGGAAGAUGUUUUCGACUUAGUUGGUGUACCUUUGGUCAAGGAUGCAUUGGCAGGUUACAAUUCUUCAAUAUUAUCUUAUGGGCAGACUGGGAGUGGUAAAACCUACACAAUGUGGGGGCCGCCAAGUGCCAUGGUCGAGGGACAGUCUCCUAGUACUCAGCAAGGAAUUGUUCCACGUAUCUUCAAGAAGUUGUUCUUUGAUAUUGAGAGAGAAAAGGUGAAUUCUGAAGAUAAACAGAUAAAUUACCAGUGUCGUUGCUCAUUUCUUGAGAUAUACAAUGGACAAAUUGGGGAUUUACUUGAUCCCACACAGCGAAAUUUGAAGAUAAAGGAUGAUGCCAGAAAUGGGUUUUAUAUAGAGAAUUUGACCGAGGAGUAUGUAACAAGCUAUGAUGAUGUUACUCAAAUUUUAAUCAAGGGACUUUCUAGUCGAAAAGUUGGUGCCACAAGUGUAAAUUCUAAGAGUUCUCGAUCUCAUAUUGUAUUCACAUGCGUGAUUGAAUCCUGGUGCAAGUGUGUGGAACAGGAAACACCAUCAAGUAACAUUAGCAGUUCAAAAACUAGUCGAAUUAGCCUCAUUGAUCUUGCUGGAAUGGGAAGAGAUAAACAAGCUGAUGCUGGAAGAGAGUUUGAAAGGGAAAGAAAAGAAUUGAACAGUUCAUUGUCUCACCUUGGGCACUUGGUGAAUAUCUUAGCAGCAGGAACUCAACCUGAUGAUCUUAUGUACAGAGAUUCCUGUUUAACACAUUUACUGCAGCAAUCACUUGGUGGCAAUUCCAAACUCUCUGUCAUCUGUACCAUAUCUCCUGAUAUAAAAAAUUAUGUUGAGACACUUAGCACACUCAGGUUUGGACAACGAGUAAAAUCCAUUCAAAACAAGCCUGUUGUUAACGAGAUUACAGAAGAAGAUAUGGAUGAUCUAACGGAUCAAAUCCGUCAACUUAAGGAAGAACUUAUCAAAGCAAAAUUAAAUGUUCGCCCAGCUAGCUCUGAGAAUGGACAAUUAGCAGGGAAAAGCGUGCGUGAAAGCAUUAAUCAAUUAAGAAUUAGCCUAAACCGCUCCCUGGUGUUGCCUGCAAUAGAUAAUGAGAUUGAAGAACAUGUCAACGCUGACGAAACUGAUGUCAGAGACUUGUGUAAACAUUUUGACCACUUGAACAGAUCCUGUGAAGAGAUAUCAAAAGACAUGUCUUGUGACAGCGAUACCAUGAGUUUUUCGUCUGUGCGAGGAAGUUGUGAUAGCUAUUUCACCAGUGAACAUGAAAUCAACUGUUUACAUGAAUCAGUAGAAGUCAGUUCUGAUCAGGCAUUGCAGUGCAGUAGAAGUAGUAUGUCUAUCAGUUCAUCUCGACAUUCUGCAGCUUUUGAAGAGCCAGCAUUAUCCGAGUCACCCAAAAUUAAAAAUACUACAAGAAAAAGCAUGGUAAGUUCACCAAGUCUUUUGGCUGAGCAGAACAUUGUUAAUGAGAGCGCCAAGUUCUGUGAAGCUGUGCCGGGGAAGUCAGUUAGGCAAAGUGAGCCAAUGCUGCGAUCCUCUUUAAGGUCAAGCAAAAUGUUUUCAGGACCUACUGAAUCUUUGGCUGCUAGCUUAAGAAGAGGCUUGGAGGUCAUUGAUUCUCAUCAGCAGCAUAAUUUGUCAAAGUCUUCGGUUGCUUUCUCCUUCGAGCACUUGAUGUUAAAACCUUCUCCAGCAGUUGACAAGGCCUAUGCUUCUGUUCAAACAUUAUCAGAUGUUAGGCCAUCAAUUGAUGGAUCACCUUCUUCCUUUAUGUGUAUAUCUUGCCGUCAGAAAGGGCAGAACGUCUCAAAUGAAGUUGAGGAUAGUUUGAAGACAUGGAUAACUGCAAACAACGAGGAAAAGGAUGCAGAUACUGCUCAGGCCAUUAAUGUGCAGAAGGAGCUUGAAAAAGUUUGCAGUGAACAAGCUACUAAAAUUGAGGAGCUCAACCAUCUGGUGGAGCAAUUGAAACAAGAAAAAGAGAAUAAUAAUGCUUUACAAAAUAACCAAGAAAUUGAAGACAAGGUCAGUAGCUUCCCAAGCUGCAAUGACGGUGAGACUGAGGAUCAAGAACCUGAGAUCAUAAAGGAGGCAUGUGCAAUUGAGGACAAGUGCGAAAUAGCUAAUGGUUCCUUUGAUAUGAGAGAAAGGGAAGAACUUCUCAUGGAAAUCCAGCUUCUGAAGAGCAAGUUACAGGCCUAUACUACUGAUGCAGCUCCAAACAAGUCCAUUGACAAGCUAAGAUCAUCUCUGCUAUCACGUUCCAUGAAUUUACGGAAAAACAUGAGCACCCAGUUCAACAAUGCUGAAGAGUUGGAGAAGGAGCGAGAGCGAUGGACUGAGAUGGAGAGCGAGUGGAUUAACUUGACCGAAGAACUUAGAAUUGACAUUGAAGCCCAUCGUCAGCAUGCUGAGAAGGUAGAGAUGGACUUGCAACAGCAGAAGAAGUAUGCAGAGGAGUUAGAUGAUGCCCUUCAUAGGUCAGUCCUUGGCCAUGCAAGAUUUGUGGAACACUAUGUUGACCUCCAGGAAAAGUAUGACCAUUUAUCAGAAAGUCACAGAAGGAUAAUGGAAACUGUAACUGAUGUCAAGAAAGCCGCUGCAAAGGCAGGAGCCAAAGGCACUGGUGCUCGUUAUGUUAAGGCUUUUGCAGCUGAGCUUUCAACAAUGAGGGCUGAGGAGAAGAGAGAGCGAGAGCGGUUGAGAAGGGAGAAUAAGGGCCUUAGAUUACAGCUCAGAGAAACUGCUGAGGCAGUUCAAACUGCUGGUGAACUUCUAGUCAGACUUAGAGAAGCUGAGGAAGCUGCUUCACUAGCUGAGUCUAACCUGACUGAUCUUCAACAAGAGAAUGACAAGUUGAGGAAGCAAUUGGAAAAACAGAAGAACAAACACAAGAUGGAAAUGGUAACCAUGAAACAGUACAUGGCUGAAAGUAAGUUGCCAGAAUCUGCAUUAAGGCCUAUACAUUACGACGAGCCGCUUCCCACAAGCACUUUCACUUCCCAGGAUGAUGAUGAUGCUUGGAAAGCAGAAUUUGGAGCCAUAUAUCAAGAUCACCGUUACUGAAAUCUGGAGAUAAAAUAAAUAAAGUCUGUGCAUUUGGGUUUAGUUGUGGCUAGCCUUUGACCCUACUUGGGUCAUGGUGGUAUUCUGGUGUGUACAAACCAUUGUUAUACUUUCGGUCAUUAUGCAUUUGACAAAUUGCCAAGAACCAAGGAUCAAAAUGUUGUCAUUCUUUAAUUUAAUUUAAUAUUUUUUA
Messenger RNA from Chenopodium quinoa (quinoa), 4217 nucleotides. Its product is annotated as kinesin-like protein KIN-12F. Gene Ontology annotation, biological process: microtubule-based movement. Gene Ontology annotation, molecular function: microtubule motor activity; microtubule binding; ATP binding. The coding region runs from base 536 to 4024 and encodes 1162 amino acids. The transcript has 16 exons. The record is from RefSeq and is a predicted model, not a curated record. NCBI's taxonomy places the organism in Eukaryota, Viridiplantae, Streptophyta, Magnoliopsida, Caryophyllales, Amaranthaceae.